UGACAACAGCCACACGUGAUCUGCCAACACUGAGUCUUACCUCGCUGUGGCUUCCGAGCCGCCGUCGCUCGCUCCCUUCUCGGCAGUGGUACCUGUUCCCGGUGGCCCUGAGGACGUGCGGGCCAGGUACGGCCCCGAAAGUAGGAAGAGGAGGGGGAGCAGGUAAGGGACCCGGAGGGGGUCCCUGGGGUUGGUGUGGGGGAGCGGCCCCGGCCUGCGGAUGCCCCACCUCCGGGGAGCCGCGCGGAGACGCAGCCGGUCCACGAUGCAGCCCCGGGGCCCCGCCGCGGGACCGCGAGCCUUGCGUGAGCGGAGGGGUGUCCGGCCCCGCGGGAGCCGGCGAUCCUGAGGCUACGACCCUUCUGAAGCACCUGCCUUCGUCACCAGCACAAGCUUUUCCGACACCCCUGCUCCGCCCUUCUUGAUGCAGAAAAUGGUGGUCUGCGGGGCCAAGUGUCGCGGCGACGCACCUCACGUCGAGAAUCCGGAGGAGGAGACUGCAAGGAUAGGCCUAGGAGUAAUGGAGUCCAAAGAGGAACGGGCGUUAAACAAUCUCAACGUGGAAAAUGUCAACCAGGAAAAUGAUGAAAAAAAAGAAAAGGAGCAAGUUGCUAAUAAAGCGGAGCCCUUGGCCCUCCCUUUGGAUGCUGGUGAAUACUGUGUGCCUAGAGGAAAUCGUAGGCGGUUCCGCGUUAGGCAGCCCAUCCUGCAGUAUAGAUGGGACAUAAUGCAUAGGCUUGGAGAGCCACAGGCAAGGAUGAGAGAGGAGAAUAUGGAAAGGAUUGGGGAGGAGGUGAGACAGCUGAUGGAAAAGCUGAGGGAAAAGCAGUUGAGUCAUAGUCUGCGGGCAGUCAGCACUGAUCCCCCUCACCAUGACCAUCACGAUGAGUUUUGCCUUAUGCCCUGAACCUGAUGGUUUCCCUGAAGUUAAUAGGGAGACCCCUGCUUCCUAAACUUACACAUUUGUGGUGUACCUUUGUCGUAAACGUUUUGAUGUUACCUAUUUCUUGUGGGUCUCCUAUUACCAGCUUCUAACUGAAUGUUGUUUUUGACCAGGUUUGUAAGUUUCUGUCAGCAGGGGAGUUUUACCUAUUGCAUGGAAAGAUGCUCAUUAUAUAUUGUGAAGUUAAUAAAACAGUUUUAAAAAGCA
Symphalangus syndactylus (siamang) is the source of this 1150-nucleotide messenger RNA. RefSeq names its product brain expressed X-linked 2 (gene BEX2). Gene Ontology annotation, cellular component: nucleus; cytoplasm. The record is from RefSeq and is a predicted model, not a curated record. Gene Ontology annotation, biological process: regulation of apoptotic process; signal transduction. Gene Ontology annotation, molecular function: signaling receptor binding. NCBI's taxonomy places the organism in Eukaryota, Metazoa, Chordata, Mammalia, Primates, Hylobatidae.